Messenger RNA from Zerene cesonia (dogface butterfly), 1415 nucleotides. RefSeq lists its product as uncharacterized. The record is from RefSeq and is a predicted model, not a curated record. The transcript is spliced from 7 exons. Gene Ontology annotation, cellular component: membrane. Gene Ontology annotation, molecular function: copper ion transmembrane transporter activity. Lineage: Eukaryota; Metazoa; Arthropoda; Insecta; Lepidoptera; Pieridae. The coding region runs from base 290 to 1309 and encodes 339 amino acids. Gene Ontology annotation, biological process: copper ion transmembrane transport.
UGACUUUAUUUCAGUGAAUUUAUUUCUAAUUCACUUUCAUUAUUCUUAUUACAUUCAGUGCACAACAUUACGCAUUAGAAAUAGCCAUUCGUUACAUAACGUAUUUGCGUAUCGGGAAUUUCUCAAAAUAUUUAUUUAUUUCUUGUAUUUACUUUCAAUUUGUGAUAUUUAUCAGUGUGAUAAGAAUGUAGACAUAAAGUUAUCGUUAAAUGUAGGGCAAAUUAUCUCCUUAAAGUGAAAAGAUGCAUCGUUUUUACCGUUUCUGAAGAACAUAGUUAAAGGCCCCACAAUGUGCAUGCACAUGUGGAUGUGGUUCGGUUACGACGUGGGCGACCUGCUGUUUGCCGGGCUCACCAUCAACACAAGAUGGAGCUUCGCGCUCGCGUGGAUCGUGCUGUUCUUCGUCGCGCUACUAUUCGAAGCUUCCAAGGUAUAUCUGGCGAGGGUGCAGCGGGAAGCUCACAAGAAGUUGUUCCCUUACCGGUCGGAUGAGAGGAGGAAUUUAUUAUGUGAACGGGAUCAAGGUAACCCCAUGGAGCCCACGACGAGCAGAAACACGAGCACGGGGCAGGUCAGCCGCUGGUCUUCGUUCCAAGUGAGGACGCUGGUGAACUUGCACCAGACCACAGUGUUCCUCGUGCACAACAUCGUGGGCUACCUGCUGAUGCUGGUGGUGAUGGUGUACAACGUGCACCUGAUGCUGGCUGUCGUCUUUGGUAUGAUGCUGGGGUACUUCCUUUUUGGCCCAAAGUUGACCCUUUUGCAAAUGCAAUGUUUCGGCACCAAGCGGAUGGUCAUUUGUACUCCGGAGUGUGAUGACACAGCGGAAAGCUCAACCCCGCCGCUUCUAACAUCCACACACAGCACAGAGUCGGACAUUUUCGUUUGCCAAACGCGCACCUGCAUCCAGCCGUCACACUACUUCCCCGCGAGCACGUCGGCGGAACAGAACAACGCCACGUGCUAUUAUGGCGCCAAGCGGUGCCCGUCGAAGGUUGCCAGAGCGAAGAAAGCGCAAGCGCAAAGUUCGCACUGCCGCCACCAAAGUGAUAAAGAAGACAGCCCUAGCGUGGAAGACGCUCAGCUGCUCGGAACUGAGCGUCAGGGCUGCUGCAAUAAACAAAACACGCCGCCGGAUGACAAAUGUUGCAAAUCUAGUCAAGACACUAAAGCUAUCGUUCACGAGAGGGAUGAGAGUAGGGACGGCUCGGAAAGUGCUGUUCUGAGAGAGGACAGCCCUCAGAUCACGUGUUGCCAUAACGCUAAACCAACCACCAGUGAGAGUCAAGAGGAAAUUAUGAAAGUGUGAUGUUGUUACCAUGUGGAUAACUAUAAUGGAUUGUUAUAUUGAAUGUAAUGUUAAUUGAAUCGAAUUUAAUACGUCUUUAUAGGGAGGUGAAGAGACUUGUGGACGC